Messenger RNA from Podospora bellae-mahoneyi, 2267 nucleotides. RefSeq lists its product as uncharacterized. The record is from RefSeq and is a predicted model, not a curated record. The transcript is spliced from 2 exons. NCBI's taxonomy places the organism in Eukaryota, Fungi, Ascomycota, Sordariomycetes, Sordariales, Podosporaceae. The coding region runs from base 222 to 2183 and encodes 653 amino acids. Gene Ontology annotation, cellular component: endomembrane system; membrane.
CCCCGACUUUGAUUUGCAGUGCCGGCCGGCCGGCCACUUCAGUGAUCCAGGGCCUGGAAUUACGCCACGACGCUAGACAGAAAGCGCAACGUCCGUCUCGGAAAACGUGCCCUUUGCAAAGACGAGGUUUUUUGUUUUUUUUGUGAUUUUUCUUGUCCUUAUUUCCAAACGUCUUCCCAUAUGAACUAAAGUCAACUCGGGAAUCAAUAAAAUCGCCCAAGAUGCCGGAACCCGUCGCGGCAGCAGGCGCUGAGCCUGCUCGCCAGGAGGAGCAAGGCCAAUCGAUGCUCAUGAAAAUAUUCCAAGGUCUUGCGAUGUGGAUGGCCAUGCAGUUUGUUAUGAAGCAGUUCACAGGAGGCGGCCGAAAGACCACGUCUGUCACCAACGCCGACGGACAGGUAGUCCAAGUCGCAACUGGUGCCAUACCACCAUACCAUGAGCGCCCACGACAGCUGAAUGAUGGAGCUGUCUACAGCCAUAUUCCCCAAUCCAUCGCCCCAAUCUGGCCAGAUAACAGCGCCGUCGAUAUCAUCGUUACCGUUUCCCCGUCAUUCGUUGCUGAGCCUCUCGACAAGCUACCCAAGGACACCAUUGUCUUUCAGGAGAAGGGGUUCAGGAUUGGAAACUGGAGCGACACAAGAGUUGCCGAGGGAACUAUCAAUGUGCCAGUUCCUGUUCAGAAAAAUGGCACUCUCUGGGGACACUUUUACAUUGGAUUGCCCGGCGCCCCUCUCGAUCCGACUCGGCGCAAUUACGAUCCUGGUGCUGCUUAUCACUUUGUUCACCCUCUGACGCAGUACAUCCCCAAGAAGAAGGAGUCCAAGACGAGGAACUUGCUAUCCGACAAUGCCGAGGUGGAGGAAGUCGUGGUGGAGGAUGAACCCGAGCAGGCUGGCCCGAUUGUCGCCAACUACUACCACCCCAACGUGUCGCUGUCCUUCAUCCCGGGUAGCGGCACGUUUUCGUUUCCUCAGGCUCAUCCAGCUAUUCGCCAGUAUGUCCGUCUCGAGGCAACAGGUGCCCGUGACGGAACUGGCCAGAAUGGAUGGUACUACCCCAUCCUCUUCGUCAACACCUUCUGGCAGCUCAAGUCCAAGAUGACCAUCGUGAACGAGACCGUGACCACUUUGCCCAUCCGCAUUGACCUCAAUAACCUGGCCGACUGGAAGUUCAAGCUCAUGGCCCCCAUUGAGACGAACAGCAAGGAACAAGCUCGCCAGGCGGCCUGGGGAGGCGGCAUGUCAGCCGGUGGUGGCGACGGCAGCGAGAUCGAGAUGGUCAAGGAGAUCUUCAUGGACACCAACCCCAUCCUCCUCUGCGUCACCAUCAUCGUCAGCAUCGCGCACAUGAUCCUCGAGACUUUGGCUUUCGGCUCUGAUAUCGCCCAUUACCGCAAGAAGAAGGACAAUGUUGGUAUUUCCGUCAGAUCCAUCCUCGCCAACGUCUUCAUGCAAACCGUCAUUUUCCUCUACUUGAUCGACCAAUCCCAAAACACCUCCUGGAUGAUCCUCGGCGGCCAAGGCGUUGGCAUCCUGAUCGAACUCUGGAAAAUCACCACCGUCGUCAACGUCCGCAUCCGCGCCUCCCCCAACUCCCUCAUCCCUUACCACAUCUCCUUUGAAGACAAGCACAAGCUCAGCACCACGGAGCAAAAGACUAAAGAGUACGACGAGAUCGCCUUCAAGUACAUGUACAUGGCCGGCGUGCCUCUCCUCCUCGCCUACGCGGUUUAUUCCCUGGUGUAUGAAACCCACAAGUCGUGGUACAGCUACAUCAUCGCCACGCUUGUCGGUUCGGUCUACGCCUAUGGGUUCUUGAUGAUGCUGCCGAGCUUGUAUAUCAACUACAGACUGAAAAGCGUGGCGCACAUGCCGGGCAAGGCGAUGAUGUACAAGUUUUUGAACACGUUUAUUGAUGACUUGUUUGCGUUUACGAUCAAGAUGCCGUUUCUGCAUCGGUUGGCGACCUUGAGGGAUGAUGUGAUUUUCUUUAUUUAUAUUUAUCAGAGGUGGGUGUACAAGGUUGAUUAUACCAGGGUCAACGAGUUUGGUCAGGGGGGUGAUGAUGAUGAUGAGGAGGAGAAGAAGGAAGGGGAGGGUGUGGAGGAGUCGAAGGAGGAGAAGGAGGAGGCGGUUAAAGUGACGGGGGCUGAGAAGAAGGGGAAGGCGACCAAGAGGAAAUGAGGUUGUUGCCAUGGGAGUGGGAGGCUGCUGGUGUGUAAUUACGUAGAUUUUAGCAUUACAUGAAUUCAUGUCAAAACAUGGGCA